AUGAAGACUGGUACAACGAGCCUGCUCGCAAAGGCCGGCACAACCACCCGGAUCAUAUGCCCUGCACGAACAUCUCGACGGCAACACUUCCACCAAGAUGUGUCGAACGUACAGAAACGUCAGCUAUGCCACGCAUGCCCAGCUCCGUCAUCGAGGGUUAAGCCGAUGAGAUCCACUGCCUCCGCCGUACGGAUAGGCCUAAAUAGGGGCUUCCAUGCAAGUUCGCGGCAGCUGGCAACGAAGGAUCCAUAUCGAGUCCUUGGUGUCGAUAAGAACGCCUCGGCAUCCGAGAUAAAGAAGGCGUAUUAUGGCAUGGCUAAGAAGUUCCACCCCGAUACGAAUAAAGACCCUACUGCAAAGGACAAGUUUGCCGAAGCACAAUCUUCGUACGAGCUUCUCACAGAUCCGCAAAAGAAGGCCGCUUGGGAUCAGUUCGGCGCGGCCGGCUUCGACCAAGGCGCCGGACCCAGUCCUGGAAGUGGCGGGGACCCCUUUGGAGGUGCUGGACACCCGUUCGGUGGAGGAAACCCAUUUGGAGGAGCUGGUGGAUUUGGCAGUGCUGGAUUCGGAGCCGAUUUCAACUUCGAGGAUCUAUUCAGGGGAUUUACUCAGGGUGGCGGAAGGCCCCGACGAGGUGGACCAAGCCCAUUCCAGGAGGAAAUCUUGGUUGGGGACGAUAUUAGUGUGCAAACUACAAUAUCAUUCAUGGAGUCCGCCAAGGGUACCAGGAAGGCCAUUACUAUAACGCCUCUAGUUACAUGCAAAACCUGUUCUGGAAACGGAUUGAAGCCUGGGACCAAACGGUCGGAAUGCCAGACCUGCGGAGGAACGGGAACUCGUGUACACUUCAUGUCAGGAGGUUUCCAGAUGGCUUCCACCUGUGGUACUUGCGGCGGCCAAGGUGUCACGACUCCAAAAGGAGGAGAGUGCCGGCCGUGCUCCGGAAAUGGAGUUGUCAGAGAGCGGAAAACGAUAGAUGUGGACAUACCUGGAGGUAUAGAGGAUGGCCAGCGAUUGCGUAUCAACCAAGAGGGAGAUGCGCCAGUGACUGGGACUGCUGCCAACCCGGAUGCCAAAGGUAUUCCGGGACAUCUAUACGUCCUCAUAAGGGUCCAAACCGACCCCAAAUUUAGCCGGUCCGGAUCCGACGUAUUAUACACGGCUACGAUACCACUCACCACUGCUAUACUGGGAGGCGAAGUCAAGAUACCAACCUUAGACGGCGAAGUAAAUGUUAAGAUCGCCACGGGCACUGCCACUGGGGAUAAGAUCACCCUACCAGGGAUGGGUAUGAAGAAACUCGAGCGCAGAAGAAACGCCUCGGGAGAUCUCAAGGUGGAGUUCAAGGUUGCCAUGCCUAAGUACCUAAGUUACAACCAACGCACCAUCGUCGAAAUGCUAGCAGAUGAGCUGAAUGACAAGACGGCGAAGCGUAUAAUGAACGUUGGAAAGUCUAGUGCUCCGGACUCUCAACGGGAGGGCUUUCUCAAAUCCAUCUGGCAUAAAUUAACAGACCAGGAUUCGACCAAGCAGGACGCGACCAAGGAGGAUGCAACCAAAAAGGAUUCGACCCAGGACGAUAAGAAGGAGGAUUCAAGCAAGAAAAAUCCGGGCAAGGACGAUGACAAGCCGUCAGAUAAGUCCAAGGGGAAAUGA
Molecule: messenger RNA, 1656 nt
Organism: Venustampulla echinocandica
Lineage: Eukaryota; Fungi; Ascomycota; Leotiomycetes; Helotiales; Pleuroascaceae
Exons: 3
Coding region: 1-1656 (551 amino acids)
Biological process (GO): response to heat; protein refolding
Cellular component (GO): cytoplasm
Molecular function (GO): ATP binding; heat shock protein binding
Source: RefSeq, a predicted model, not a curated record